Molecule: messenger RNA, 1500 nt
Organism: Symbiodinium sp. CCMP2592
Lineage: Eukaryota; Dinophyceae; Suessiales; Symbiodiniaceae
Source: the annotation of a GenBank genome assembly
AUGAAGCUGCAAGUGAUCCUCCUUCGUCAGCUUCAAACCAAGGAGAUGCUGCUGGGAGUCUUUGAAGGCUUUGUCCGAAGGGUUCGAGAAGAUCAGCCGAGCGGGCAUGAGCCAGAGGAGAUCCCACAAACUGAAAUGGACCUGAGUUUCGAGAGCGAUGCGCAGAAGGAUGAGGAUGAAGACCCAAACCUCGAAGCCAAACAAGCAGCCAAGGAAUGGGCGCACCGUCGAUAUGAAGAUGUGCCUCCCGAGCUCACUCCAGAGUGCCUUAGCCGCCUCGAUGCAGCUAUGGAUCAGUUGGAAGUCAAGCGCUUGUUGGCGAUUGGAGUGGUUCGCAAGCUUGGGGAUAGUCAGCAAGGGGGGCAUGCACCAGAGGGCAUGAAGUCCAGGCUCGUUGCCAAGGAAUACCGCUUCUUGGCACCUGAACUCGAACAUUUGUAUGCAGCAGCUUCCAUGGCAGUUCUUCAGCGUGUCUUUGCUGGGUUGUGUGGAAGCGGUGAAAAUCUGGUACUUUACAGUGUGGAUGUGAGUGACGCUUAUUUGCAAGUUCCACAAAGUUGCCCAACAUGUAUUGUAUCGAAUGACGGCGAGUACCUUGAGCUCCUGUAUAGUCUACCGGGUCAGAGAGAUGCUGCGCGAGGGUGGUAUUUGCACUUCAAGGAAAUUGUUAAGGGCAAUCGUUUGAAGCCUUUUGAGGGUGCUCCUGCAGUGUUCCAUGAGAAAGGGAAGAUUCCGUGCAACAGUCAUGUUGAUGACCUUCAUUUGUGCGGUGGCAACUCCCCUGCGCAGGAGCUGUUGGAUAGCUUGAAGAAGAGUGGCCUGAGGGUCAAAGUGGAAGGUCCGGUACGCAUUGAUGGAGGAGAAUGCCGCGUCUUGAAGCGGUUGUUCAUGGGUGAUGGUUCGGGCAUUUUGGUUGAUGUGGCAGGUUGCGCCACAUUGAUCUGGCCAACUUGCGAGUAUCAACUCGGACAUGUGAUUGAGAGGGUGAUCACUACCAACGCGUGUCCACAUGACAUCGGUCUGAAGGGUAGGAGCGGAAAGGCUCGUCUCACCAUGGCAAUGUUGUUGACGGAUUCUGUGGAUGGUGCUAAGCUUGACAGUGCGAACCACAUGGAGCCCAUCGGUUACCUGUUCAUGGAUUUCUUGAUGGCAAUGAUGGUGCUCAUCAUGGUUGUGAUCUUUGUCUACUUCGUCUUCUCCCUCAGCAAGGUGUACGUGUACAAGGAGAACACGUGCUUCCGCAUCUUCGUGUUCCUGCUCCUCUUCUUCUUCUUCUUCCAGGCGGACGCGUUGAAGUACACCAUCACAAUCGAGAUCGAUGGACAAGGGUGCAAGCUCUCAAACGGUUGUGGUUCCCAGUGGCGCUGCUUCUUCGUCUACAAGUUCAACGGUUGGUGGCGCUACGUCCUCUUCGGCUUCUGCGGCAACUGCGUUGGCAAGUGCGGGCCCCGCUACGUCAGGGGACAACCCAACAACGGGCCCAACAACACAGGCGGGUGA